Messenger RNA from Nymphalis io (European peacock), 658 nucleotides. RefSeq names its product protein LLP homolog. The transcript has a single exon. Gene Ontology annotation, cellular component: nucleolus. Gene Ontology annotation, biological process: dendrite extension. Bases 66 to 479 code for a protein of 137 amino acids. The record is from RefSeq and is a predicted model, not a curated record. Gene Ontology annotation, molecular function: RNA binding. NCBI's taxonomy places the organism in Eukaryota, Metazoa, Arthropoda, Insecta, Lepidoptera, Nymphalidae.
CCUUUCACGUGUUACUUGACAGAAGUCAAGUAUUUAUUUUUAAAUAAAAACAAAUUUUGUAAGCAAUGGCGAAGUCAAUCAGAAGCAAAUGGAAGAGAAAAUGCCGGGCAAUAAAGCGGGAACGAUAUGCCGUAAAAGAACUGGCUCGUUUAAAGAAAAUGUUAGGCAUAAAAGAAGAAGAAAAAAUUAACGAAAAUGAGGUUAUGGAGUCGGAUCAAGUAAUAUUUUUGGAUGCGGGAAAAAUUGGUAAAAAGAAGAAAGAGGAAAAGCCACCGGAAGAGGAAGAAGACGUUGAAAUGAGUUCAGAUGACGAAAAAGUUGAAGUGGCUGCUGAUAAUGGUAAGAAAAGAAUUUUCAGUACCAAAACAUUAAAAGACCAGAAUGGCCAGUAUCCAGUUUGGCUGCACAAACGAAAAGUUGCGAAACUAACUCAAACAAAAAAAGGCUUAAAGAAAAAAUCAAAGAAACGUCGACGAUAGUUACGGCCUAAGUUUAAAAACUGUGUUUUUAUUUUCAUUUCUUUAUCAGUUCUAACACUACAAAGUUCAACCAUGUUGAUGUAUAAAAAUGGUUUAAUGUCCAAGGAUAUUAAUUCCAUACCACAAGCUAUUUGUUAUAUAUGUAAGAUAUGUAAGAAAUAUAGACCUUUAAUACAUUA